AUGUCCACGUACAGUAGCUCUCGUACUGUCCAAUAUCAAGCCUAUGGGACCAGUUCCGCGCAAAACACCCAAUACAAUUUGGUCAGCGGAAUGUCGUCUGCCGGAGCCAUUUGCACCACUCAAAUCCGUGAUGCUCGUGAGCGUGAGAAGAGAGAGAUUGGUCUUUUGAACGAUCGCUUGGCUGAUUACAUUGAAAAGGUUCGCUUCCUCAAGGCCCAAAACCACGUCCUCGAGCAUGACAUUGCAAUCCUCAGAAAUGGAUUCACAGGAAGCGGACAAAUUUCGACCUACUUUGAGUCUGAAAUCGCGCAAUCCACGAGACUCGUACAAACCGUCCUUGCCAGCCGUACCAAGCACCAAGCCGACAUCGCUGCUCUCACCGCUGAUAUCGACAUCUGGCGCACUAAGUGGCUCGAGGCUAUCUCUGCAGUCAAGGCUCACCGCGAGGAUCAUGACGUGAACUUGGAUAAACUUGCCGCCGUCGAAGCUCAAAUUGCUUUGGUCCACAGAAAGAUCCGCAUUGUGGACGAGGAUGUCGUCAGAAUUCGCAGAGAGAACGGACAGAUCCAGGGAAGCAUUGGAAGCAUUCACGCGCAAAUUCAUCGCGAGGUUGCUUUGAAAAAUGAGCACAACUCUCGCAUCCAAACACUCAUCCAUAGCGUGAAGAGUCUACAAACCGAGAACAGCUCCAGAAUCGAACAAGAGCUCAUCUACAUCCGUCGUGAUACCACCAUCGAGAACCGAGACUACUUCCGUUCUGAACUUCAAGCCGCCAUGCGUGACAUCCGUGCCAACUACGAAGAGAUGAGCAUUCGUUCCCGUCAAGACAUCGAAGUCUGGUAUCACAAGCAAAUCGAAGACAUCCGCAGAUCAACCACCCAUGUUGGAUACGUGGAUGCUUACAAGGAAGAACUUGUGCACAUCAGAUCUACAUUGAGUCAUACUCAGAGUAGACUAGCGGAGAUUGAGUGCAGAAAUACCAUGCUCGCCAGUACAAUCACAGAUCUUCGUCACCAACAAACAGAAGAGGCAAGAAUCUUCGAGGCUGUUCUAGCGGAGAAGGAUGCACAGAAUGCCAAAUUGAGGGAACGCUGCACAGAGAUCAGUAUCCAGAUGGAGAAGCUUUGCGACCAUGAAGUAUCCCUUCAAGCGGAACUGGAGCGUUACCGAGUGCUUCUGAAUGGCGCCAAUGUCACCACCUAUUUGGCCAAUUCAUCUUCCUCAGCACAUCGCACCUCUCACGUCACCACCUCCACCACUCGAACCACAGGAGGAUACGCUGCAAGUACCGGACACACAUCUGAACACCGAGGAGGUUACACCAUCGGUGGCAACAUUGGAGGAAUCUCCGUUGGAGCUCACAUCGAUGGAGGGCACGUCACUGGAGGAAUCACCAAUGGGCACCAUCAAAGCUCAUACUCCUUCUCCUCGUCUGCUUCCAACCGCUAG
Molecule: messenger RNA, 1449 nt
Organism: Caenorhabditis briggsae
Lineage: Eukaryota; Metazoa; Nematoda; Chromadorea; Rhabditida; Rhabditidae
Gene: Cbr-ifc-1
Product: Protein CBR-IFC-1
Exons: 4
Coding region: 1-1449 (482 amino acids)
Source: RefSeq, a predicted model, not a curated record